Messenger RNA from Lentinula edodes (shiitake mushroom), 279 nucleotides. RefSeq names its product ribosomal protein L37ae. The transcript is spliced from 5 exons. The coding region runs from base 1 to 279 and encodes 92 amino acids. The record is from RefSeq and is a predicted model, not a curated record. Gene Ontology annotation, molecular function: structural constituent of ribosome. Gene Ontology annotation, cellular component: ribosome. Lineage: Eukaryota; Fungi; Basidiomycota; Agaricomycetes; Agaricales; Omphalotaceae. Gene Ontology annotation, biological process: translation.
AUGACCAAACGCACCAAGAAGGUCGGAAUCACCGGUAAAUACGGUACUCGAUAUGGUGCCUCUCUGCGAAAACAGGUCAAAAAAAUGGAAAUCUCACAACACGCGAGGUACACCUGCCCCUUCUGUGGAAAGGACUCUGUGAAGAGACAAGCCGUCGGAAUUUGGUCGUGCGGGUCAUGCAGGAAAGUUAUUGCUGGAGGAGCCUGGAGUGUAUCAACGACAGCAGCUGCAACGGUCAGAUCCACUGUCCGUCGUCUGCGCGAACUUACAGAGGCAUAG